Phragmites australis (common reed) is the source of this 1332-nucleotide messenger RNA. Its product is annotated as deoxymugineic acid synthase 1-A-like. Bases 130 to 1161 code for a protein of 343 amino acids. Gene Ontology annotation, cellular component: cytosol. Gene Ontology annotation, molecular function: aldose reductase (NADPH) activity. NCBI's taxonomy places the organism in Eukaryota, Viridiplantae, Streptophyta, Magnoliopsida, Poales, Poaceae. The record is from RefSeq and is a predicted model, not a curated record. The transcript is spliced from 4 exons.
CUUGCCUGGAAAGUCCAGGAGGAUUUGGUCCAAAGGAAACUCGUCACAUUUUAUUGGAAAGAUUUCUGGCUCGACACAUCUUCCUGGAAAGUCCAGGAGCAUUAUUGUCCUCUAGCUCGCAGCUUUGCAAUGGCCGAUCAAUGGAGGGCCGUUCCCGUGACGUCCGUACCUCUGAGCUCCGGCAGGCCGAUGCCGCGCGUGGGCUUCGGCACGGCGUCGUUCCCGCUCGGCGAGGGCGAUGACCGUCCCGUCGUGCGCGAGGCCGUCCUCCGUGCCCUAGAUUCCGGGUACCGCCACUUCGACACGGCCGCGGUGUACGGCACGGAGCGCGCGCUCGGGGACGCCGCCGCGGAGGCCGUGCGCGCCGGGGCCAUCGCCUCCCGCGACGACCUCUACGUCACCUCCAAGCUCUGGAUCACCGACGCACACCCUGGCCGCGUCCUGCCGGCGCUCGAGAAAACACUGCGGAAUCUGCAGAUGGAGUACGUGGAUCUGUAUCUGAUUCACUUCCCGGUGAGCAUGCGGCCGCCCGCAGCGCAAGGAAGCCCGGUGGUGGUGAAGGAGGACCUGGUGGCAAUGGACAUGAAGGGGGUGUGGGAGGAGAUGGAGGAGUGCAAGAGGCGAGGCCUGGCCAAGGCCAUCGGCGUCAGCAACUUCAGCUGCAAGAAGCUCGAACACUUGCUCUCCUUUGCCAAGAUCCCUCCAGCUGCUAAUCAGGUUGAGGUGCACCCGUAUUGCCGGCAGACGAAAUUGAGGCAGUUUUGCAUGGAGAGAGGCAUCCAGCUCUGUGCCUACUCUCCACUGGGCGGGAAGGGCGCACCAUGGGGCAACAGCUCCGUCAUGGACUGCCCUGUCCUCAAGCAGAUCGCCGUCGAUAGGGGCAAAACCGUAGCCCAGGUGUGCUUGAGGUGGGUGUAUGAGCUUGGCGACUGCGUGAUCACCAAAAGCUUCAAUGAGAGGAGGAUGCGCGAGAAUCUCGGCAUCUUCGACUGGGAGCUCACAGGCGAGGACCACUGCAAGAUCAGUGCUCUCCCAGAGUCCAGGGGAACCUACGAUUUCUUUGUCCACGAGUCCGGACCGUACAAAACUGCCGAUGAGUUCUGGGACGGCGAGAUCGUCGCCGGCCAAUGUAACCAGACACCUGUCGAUCUAUCCAGCUAAUCCGUGUACUAGGUAUUCUAUGUAUACUGCUGCAUACAUCCGACUAAGUAUUAUUUGUAUGUACUGUAUGUACAUCCGUGAUGAAGUAUUGCAAACUCUGAUCCAUAUGUACAAGACCCGGAUAUGUCCGUGAGCACAAAAUGAAUAUGAAUCUCGAUAUGUUUUCGACUC